AAUCUCUAGAGGUGGCUUCCCUCCACUUUAAAUAUGAAAGCACUCGUAACCACUCUUCCCAUUAAGUGUCCUUGUCUGUAACCUCCUCGAGUUUUCAAGAAACAUUCUCUCUUCAUUCCUUCCUCUUUUCCAUAUUCUUCUCUUCUUCUCCAUACCCUUUUGCUGAGAAAAAAACAAAGCAAUGGCUCAGAAUGGUGGCAUCAUGAUGCUCCUCUGUGCCACCUUCUCAGUUUUGGCCAUGGUUGGUGCUGAAGACCCUUACAGAUUUUUCGAGUGGAAUGUCACGUAUGGGGACAUUUACCCACUUGGGGUUCGCCAACAGGGAAUUCUUAUCAAUGGACAGUUUCCAGGGCCUGAUAUCUACUCUGUUACCAAUGACAACCUCAUUAUCAAUGUCCAUAACAGCUUGCCAGAGCCUUUCCUCAUCUCCUGGAAUGGAGUUCAGCAGAGGCGAAAUUCGUUUGAAGAUGGGGUGUAUGGGACUACAUGUCCUAUCCCACCUGGGAAGAACUUCACUUACAUCCUACAAGUAAAAGAUCAGAUUGGGAGCUUCUUCUACUUCCCAUCUCUAGCCUUCCACAAGGCAGCUGGAGGCUUUGGAGGGAUCAGGAUUCUCAGCAGACCAAGAAUCCCAGUUCCAUUCCCUGACCCUGCUGGGGACUAUACCAUUCUCAUUGGAGAUUGGUACACGCACAAUCAUAAUACCUUGAAGGCCAUUCUGGACCGUGGGAGGAGGCUGCCUUUCCCUGAUGGCAUUCUGAUCAAUGGUCGCGGAGCCAAUGCUGCAAGUUUUACUGUCGAACGAGGCAAAACUUACAGGCUUAGGAUAUCAAAUGUAGGACUCCAGAAUUCACUCAAUUUUCGGAUUCAGGGACACAAGAUGACACUGGUUGAAGUUGAGGGAACCCACACUCUCCAGACCUCCUACUCGUCGCUGGACGUUCAUGUUGGCCAGUCCUACUCCGUACUGGUUACUGCAGACCAGGCUGCUAAGGACUACUACAUUGCAGUUUCCUCCCGGUUCACUGAAAAGGUCCUGACCAGCAGUGCCGUCCUUCACUACAGCAACUCUGUCUCUCCAGUGAGCGGUCCACUCCCUGGUGGACCUACCACCCAGAUUGAUUAUUCUCUUAACCAGGCUCGGUCCAUCAGGACUAAUCUCACAGCAAGUGGACCGAGACCAAACCCUCAAGGAUCUUACCACUAUGGCCUCAUCAACAUCACAAGAACUAUCAAGCUAGGGAACACAGCAGGACAAGUUAAUGGCAAGCAGCGAUAUGCAGUUAACAGUGUGUCAUUUAUCCCUGCUGACACCCCCCUUAAGCUUGCGGACUACUUCAAGAUUGGAGGUGUUUUUCGUCUUGGAAGCAUCCCAGAUCAACCAAGUGGCAAGAAAAUGUACCUUGACACAUCAGUCAUGGGAGCUGACUUCAGAGCAUUUGUGGAGAUAGUGUUUGAGAACCGCGAGAGUAUCAUCCAGAGCUGGCAUCUUGAUGGAUACUCCUUCUGGGUAGUUGGAAUGAAUGGAGGAGUGUGGACACCUGCAAGCAGGAACCAGUACAAUCUUAGAGAUGCAGUAUCGCGUUGCACCACUCAGGUAUAUCCCAAGUCAUGGACUGCGGUGUACAUAGCACUAGACAAUGUGGGAAUGUGGAAUCUGAGAACAGAGUUCUGGGCAAGGCAAUACCUUGGACAACAAUUCUAUCUUAGAGUUUACUCCCCAGUGGGGUCGAUCAGGGAUGAAUACCCGAUUCCAAAGAAUGCACUUCUCUGUGGUAGAGCUGCAGGAAGAACAACAAGAUCCCUCUAAACAACAAUUACUACUUUAAAUGGCUCCAACUCGGGGCCAGAUUCUUUGUUAUACAACUCAUUUGUCAUUUACAAUAAUUCUUUUUACACAUACUUCUAUGAAGUUAAAAUUUCUCUAUGUACUUGCAUAGUUAAAGUUCUUUUCUCUUUCCCCAGAAAAUGUCCAUGUGUGUACUGCUUUCUCCACCUUGAAUUUUAACAAUCUGCAGCCAGGGUUAUGAAUAAGUUGUGUGUGUCCUUAGAAGAAGAAGCAGUAUGUUUUCAAUGUUCCAUGGUGAAGGAUUGUUUAUAGACCAAGAAAAUGACCCACAA
Messenger RNA from Vitis riparia (riverbank grape), 2121 nucleotides. Its product is annotated as L-ascorbate oxidase homolog. Gene Ontology annotation, molecular function: copper ion binding; oxidoreductase activity. Lineage: Eukaryota; Viridiplantae; Streptophyta; Magnoliopsida; Vitales; Vitaceae. The transcript is spliced from 7 exons. Bases 182 to 1810 code for a protein of 542 amino acids. The record is from RefSeq and is a predicted model, not a curated record.